Messenger RNA from Oikopleura dioica, 492 nucleotides. Lineage: Eukaryota; Metazoa; Chordata; Appendicularia; Copelata; Oikopleuridae. The record is from the annotation of a GenBank genome assembly.
AUGCGACAACGAGUUGCCGCAAUCAAGAAACGAAUGGAUCGCUUCGACAGGCCUGAUACUUGCGCAAAGCCAUGGUUAAUCGAUCCUUCUACGGCCAUGAACACAUGGUUUUCCAAUCUUGAUGCUCAUCCUUGCACCGUUGCGAGCAAUUUGGUUGAAGGGACUGAACUCUGGCUUCAGAAUUUUGGCUGCCAAGACGCGAUUAUCGAGCGAUUUGAAACGAAUUAUGGCGACAAAAACUGGAACAGUCGAAAAGACAGCCGAAAAAUUGCUCGUCGAAAAAGGAUGAUUUACCGAUACAAUCUUGAAAUCACCCGUGCUCCAUGCAGACAAGACUUUCUCCAUGGUCAUGUUGAGGAAACAACUUCGCCUGAAACUUCGACCCAAGGAUCAACUGAAGCUACAACAACUACUGUCUUUACGACUACCACGCAACCUUGGUGGACAUCUGCCUGGUGGGCAUCGGCAGUGACAGUUAAUAAUGGGCGCUGA